Molecule: messenger RNA, 2247 nt
Organism: Wallemia mellicola CBS 633.66
Lineage: Eukaryota; Fungi; Basidiomycota; Wallemiomycetes; Wallemiales; Wallemiaceae
Exons: 6
Coding region: 26-2242 (738 amino acids)
Molecular function (GO): protein binding
Source: RefSeq, a predicted model, not a curated record
CACGGUUUCAGUGUAUUAACUAGAAAUGAGCCGGGUAUUAGAGUUGGAUGAUAACAUACUCUUUGAAAUAUUGAAUAGACUCAGAACUGUGGACCUUGUGAGGUUGUCGAUGACUUGCAGAUCAUUCAACAAUAUAGCCAAGCGACAUCUGAGCUUUGUCGGCGCACAUUGGGAUCAAUUUGAUGUACAACGAGCACCUGGUUUCCCAUCACCAAGUAAAUUACAACCUACGAUAAACUUUCACAAGGAUGAGGAUCUCACUACAGACGUCGAAGAGCAUAUCCCUGAGAUAUUCCCGCCUGCUUUUGGCCACCAAUCUGCCGUACAAAUACGUAGUUACCUUUAUUUACCUUAUUUAUCCGUAAACCCAUCGGUAUAUGUUCUUAACCUCAAGACAAGACUCUGGGACAGACAUUUUCUUAAGGUCCAAGCACCAAAGUAUGCCCCAAAUCAGAGCUACCAAUGGCAGCCCCUUAUGGCUCCAAUUACAGCUUAUAAUGAUGAGCUCUACUUGUUCGGUGGUACACGCCAUCCGAAAGUGAAGUCAGAUCAUCCGACACAGGCAACAACAAUCGACGAAAGAAGCACAGGCGUUUUGUCAGAUAGUAUAUAUAAGAUUAAUAUUGAGGAUUGGACAAUACAAGAGCUAGGAAAUAGUAGACAUCCAGAAGCUUAUCUUAACAAUUUCAGCAAACGACCUCGGAAGAGACCCUCUAACAGUAGUGGCAGCCAUGAGGAGUCUAUUUGGCCACCAGCUAGAAGAGGUCAUUCUAUUGCAACUAUGCGUGAUUCGCUUAUCGUAUUUGGUGGCAUUUGUGAAAAUUCCAUAGGGGAUAAUGACGUAUUUGUUUACGAUUUUAAACAAGAAACUUGGAAGCUACCUGAUAUAAAAGGGUCGGCACCUGAUGUUAGGUUCGGUCAUGCUCAGACUGUCGUCGGUGAUGAAAUUUUUUACUUCGGUGGCGCACAGGUUGAUGAACCGGUUAACGUCAUUUUUGAUAAUCUUCAUAAAUUAUCAUACAACGUCAUUGAAGAUAGUUUCACAUGGUAUAAUUAUCGCUCGCCAGAAGCUUAUUCUCAAGCUAGAUUCGAAAAAUUGAAAGUCAAGAGACAAUUCCAACAGCAUCAAAGAGAUGAAAAUAUGCAAAUAGAUACAGGCAUUCAGCGCAGGUAUACCGGAACUGAAUCUGAUGAUUCAUUGGAAGAUCUCAUCACCACUACUGGUCAGCCACCGCGAGAGAGAUUGGAAUCAACUAUGAUUCUCGUUGGUAGUCAUAAAUUAGCUAUAUUUGCGGGUGUUACUAUUGUCCCUGCUUCACAUGAUUAUGAGAAUUAUGAUGAAUAUUGCGCUUAUAACACUACAGCCAUUGAUGUUUUCGAUUUCCGUCAUAAUCAUUGGACUAGACUUGGUGUUUCUGGAAGUGGAUCAGCUAUUAAUACAUUCAUUGUUGAAAGUUGUUGCGCUUUUAUCGCACCACCAGGGUAUUAUGACCACGAUGCUUAUAAACCUCACGAUUCAGAACCCGAAGCAUGGCAAUUUAUUGUCGUCGGACAUAGACUUCAUUGGGUUGAUUUUCAAAUUAAUAAGUGUAGCACAGAUGCUAGAACAGAGGUUUUGAUUGAAGACCCGAAGAAAGGAUUAAAUGUUAGUAAACUAACUAGUCGGGCACCAAGUGAGAUAGUUUUGGAUAUUGGUAAAAUGAUAGGGUCUGGGGAAAUUGCGCCAACUUUAGCAGAUCAGAAUGCAGCGAUACAUGGGGAAGGCCCACGAUUACCAUCGAAUGGACAAACACGUCGACCAAGUCAGGAAGCUAGUUAUAUCUAUGGACCUACAGCUGGACACGUAAAACCAGCGGCAGUGGGUACGGUACCAAAAGUGCCUGACGAGGUGACGAAUGGAGGCUCAACGGUAAAAAAGUCCAAAGGGGAUAAAAUGGGAUCCUGGAUGACAUUUUAUAGUCGUGAUAAUACUGUAAUUUUAGCAUCUACGACGGCAAGGAAGAAAAGGAUUGGAGAGUCACCAAACGACAGUCCAUCGACAGAUUCCAGCGAUAGUAUGAUAAUGAUAGAUAACCCACAGGAUAAAAGUUCAACGGCUGGCGAGGUUGAUGAGCCUGAUGAUGUUGCCAACUCAUUUGGACCCUCACACCUCCGGGAGACAGGCUACAAUACGAAGAAAGGAGAGGAUGCAUUUUCUUUAUCUACAGUAGGAUUUGUAAAGAGUUUAGCAUUUAAAAGAUAAAUAAA